Molecule: messenger RNA, 855 nt
Organism: Teleopsis dalmanni
Lineage: Eukaryota; Metazoa; Arthropoda; Insecta; Diptera; Diopsidae
Exons: 3
Coding region: 350-811 (153 amino acids)
Source: RefSeq, a predicted model, not a curated record
AAUUUGUGUUGUUUGUAAAUCAAAAGCUGAUUUGUAUUUGACAUAUUCUUCUGAAAUUGAAUUCUUUUUAUACAAAUUUUAACUGCAAAUGUGAAGCAAAUUACUUAAAAAGGUCGUUACGUGCACUUGUCCUUCUAUAUUUAUUAAAACAAAAUACUUAAGAUAUUUCGCUUUAUUACUCACAUUACCAUAUUUAAAAUUUCUCGACAUUAUAUUAAACAUCAGGGCGUUGUUGAUACAUAUAUUGACACACAUCAAUUAACGAAAUCAACUCACACAUCGCGGUGAACGGAUACCAAUUUUCAUCGCUAACUGAAAAACUUGAAAUAAAAAUAAAAAGGAAAUUAUUAUGAAUAAGUUGAUUAUCACUUUACUCCCCUACAUAGCAUGCGUUCUCGCUAUGCCUGGUGUACUUAGAGCCCCGUUGUAUUAUACUGGAUCUGACGAGUUGAUGGCUGCUCCAUCUUCUUUCAUCACUACUCAAUAUAACCAAAUUGUUACUAGAAAACACAACGACAUUACUAUUGCACCAGUAGUUACUUCUGUUCCAGUAAUGACUCCAUUAACUACAGCUUUAGUUGUAAAAAGUGUUUCCCCUGCACUUACGCCUUUGGUUACAAUAGAUCAUUUAGAUUAUACAGAUCCACUAGUUACUAAUCCAGUAGUUACUGAUCCAAUGGUAAAAGGUGUUUUUUCUGCACCUGCUCGUCGUUUCAUUGCUGGUGAUCCUUUAGACAUCACCGCUCCAUCUGCUUACUCAACCUCAACUGUUCGUGACGUUUAUACUUCUAUUCCUUAUGGAGAUACUUAACUUUUAUUAUGAAUAUUUUGAACCAAAUAAAUAAAUAAAAUACU